Messenger RNA from Triticum turgidum subsp. durum (durum wheat), 318 nucleotides. The record is from the annotation of a GenBank genome assembly. NCBI's taxonomy places the organism in Eukaryota, Viridiplantae, Streptophyta, Magnoliopsida, Poales, Poaceae.
AUGGGCGCCACUAUCCCAGCCCGGAUCCAGCCAGGUUCUAUUGAUCAUGUCCCCUUACCAACAGUUGUAUCUUGUCUUGGGGCGUCUUUCUUUGGCUUUACUAUCAAGCCAGACGCGGCGCCCUUUCGCAUUAUCAUCUACCGCCCUUUCUUUCCUCCAGUCCCUUCACGCAUGAAGAUCGUCGUAUGUAUGUUCGACUUCGGUUGCUGGUGCAAUAGAAUUGGCGGGAGUAUAUUAUGGCAGGAUCAGUCACCUGGGCAAACCAAAACCCUCCUCCAAGAAGAAUUGUGCUAUGCCCCCCCCCCGAUAUCCCUAUAG